Dermatophagoides pteronyssinus (European house dust mite) is the source of this 2019-nucleotide messenger RNA. RefSeq lists its product as uncharacterized. Gene Ontology annotation, molecular function: G protein-coupled receptor activity. Gene Ontology annotation, biological process: positive regulation of MAPK cascade; adenylate cyclase-activating adrenergic receptor signaling pathway. Gene Ontology annotation, cellular component: plasma membrane. Lineage: Eukaryota; Metazoa; Arthropoda; Arachnida; Sarcoptiformes; Pyroglyphidae. The record is from RefSeq and is a predicted model, not a curated record.
AUGAUGUUGUUGAAAAAAAAUUCUUAAUGUGAUCAUUUCUCUUGGGAAAAAUAUUCCGUUCUCUCUCUCUCUCACCUCUCGUUGGAACAACACGGCAAUCAUCAUCAUUAAACAACAACAACAAAAAACAAUGAAAAUUUCAUAGUAAAAAAUAGAAUCGAUUACGAAAAAUGAUGAUAAUGAUGAUAAUAAAGAAUAUUUGAAAAGAAUUACCGCUUCUACUUUCAUUUGGAUUCCAAAAAAAAAAAAAAAAAAAAAACGAUGAUGAUGAUUUCAUCAAAUUCAAUGGAAGAUUAUUCUGUAUCAUCAUCAUCAUCAAAUAUCGAUCAGAAUGAUGAUCCUACGGAUGAUUUGGAUGAUGAUUAUCAUCAUCAUCUGAAUCAUCAAAAUCUUCAACCAAACGAUAAUUUGAUUUUAAUGAUGAAAAAUUAUACAAACAAACAAUUAAAUCAUUUUUGUAAUGAAUUAUUAUCGUCAUUAGUUUCAUCAACAACGACCGCAGCAUCAAAUAAGACUUCUGAGGUAGAAAUAGAAUUCUGUAAGAGUUACAUUUCAUCAUCCACAGCAGAAUCAUCUUCCGACACUGCAUCAUCAUUUCAAUUCACAAGUGAACCUUAUUAUUUUUCUCAAAUGCCAAAUCUAACUAAAACAAUAAUCAAUAAUUUAUUGAUUGAAUCAAAAUUCUAUGUGCCAAAUAAUUUAUCAUCAUCAUCAUCAUCGCCUUUAUCAUUUGAACAAAUACAGAAUAAUCCUUUCGACGACUAUAACCACUCAAUGAUGAUGAUCAAUAAUAAUGAUUACAACGGAAAUAUUACUGAUCUAAAUAACAAUAAUGAUGGUUAUCUUAAUCCAAAUUUAAAAAUAACAUUAAUCGUUUUAUUGAGCUUGAUGAUUGUAUUUACUGUUAUUGGUAAUAUUUUAGUUUGUUUAUCAGUAAUAUUGGUUCGUAAAUUACGACAUCCAUCCAAUUAUCUUUUGGUAUCAUUAGCGAUAUCAGAUCUUUGUGUAGCAAUAUUAGUAAUGCCAUUAGCAUUACAAUAUGAAUUAUCACAAUCAUGGCGUUUAUCUCAAAAUAUCUGUGAUUUAUGGGUUUCAUUCGAUGUAACCGCAUGUACAUCAUCAAUAUUAAAUCUUUGUACAAUAUCAAUCGAUCGUUAUUUGGCAAUAAAAAAACCAUUAACCUAUGGUGUACGACGUACAACACGUCGUAUUUUAUCAUUUAUUGUUACUGUUUGGAUUGCAUCCUGCCUGAUAUCAAUACCACCGGUAUUAAUAUUGGGUAAUGAACAUGGUACACCUGAACAACCAAUAUGUGAAGUUAGUCAAAAUCGUGGUUAUCAAUUAUAUGCAACAUUAGGUUCAUUUUAUAUACCAUUAUUUGUUAUGAUUGUUAUGUAUUAUAAAAUUUAUGUUGCUGCAAAACGUGUUGUUGAUGCUGAAUUACGUGAUCAACGACCAUCAUCAUGUACAAAUCAAACAUCAUCAUUGACAUUAAAAACAUUAGCAAUGAAACAACGUGCAUCAAAUGCAUUACGUGAACGUAAAGCAUCCGUUACUUUAGGUAUCAUAAUGACAGCAUUUACUGUUUGUUGGUUACCAUUUUUUAUAUUGGCAGUAUUACGUCCAUUUUCAGCUUCAGUUAUGCAAAUUCCACGUUAUGUAACUAGUAUUGCAUUAUGGUUAGGUUAUGUUAAUUCGAUGCUCAAUCCAAUAAUAUAUGUUACAUUUCAUCAAGAUUUUCGUCGUGCAUUUAAAUAUUUACUUUGUUUUCAAUGUCGUUCAAUGGGCACUAGAUUACGUGAAGAAGCAUAUCUAAGUCAAUAUGGUAAAUGUAAUCUAAAUCAACAACAACAAUUUCGACAACAAAGAAAUUUAAAUUUUGAAAAUUUUGAACAACAACAACAACAACAACAACAAAGGCUACAACAACAACAACAAAGAUCAUGUAAAAUAAUUGUACACGAUGAUGAUGAUGAUAUGUUUUGUCAUUACAAAUUGGCUUUUGGUGGGUCAAAAUAG